This is a messenger RNA of Annulohypoxylon maeteangense, 2178 nucleotides long. Its product is annotated as PLP-dependent transferase. Gene Ontology annotation, molecular function: pyridoxal phosphate binding; L-2-aminoadipate:2-oxoglutarate transaminase activity; aromatic-amino-acid:2-oxoglutarate transaminase activity. NCBI's taxonomy places the organism in Eukaryota, Fungi, Ascomycota, Sordariomycetes, Xylariales, Hypoxylaceae. Bases 49 to 1878 code for a protein of 609 amino acids. The record is from RefSeq and is a predicted model, not a curated record. The transcript has 4 exons. Gene Ontology annotation, biological process: aromatic amino acid catabolic process; L-tyrosine biosynthetic process.
GCUUUCAGAUUUAUAUAAGAAUUAAGAUUUAGACGUAUCAUAAUCAAAAUGUACAAUAUACCGAGGUCUGUCAUUUCCAAACAAAUACAUAUACAAAAGACAAUAGGGAUUAAAAGGGGUUUCCUGUGUAAUACAAUGGCAACUAGCACACUCUCGUCCUUAUCUCAAGUUCACCAGGCUCAAAGUCCUGUACUCACUACCACAACCCGUUCAUUCUCCGCCGCCUCUCCGCGUCAGCAACCCUCCAACGUCGGAAAUGUGGGACUAGCGGAGCAAGAUACCAUCGUCAGCCAGCAGGCUCACGAGCCGUUGACCAUCAAUGGAAUCAAGGCGCGGAGAGCGAAGGCCGGGAAGCUGAUCGCCCCGACCGCCUCUUACUCGGACAGUGAUAUGUUCAAGUCUCCCCAUGCCCUCAGUAAACCCAAAGCAAAACGCUGGGACCACAUCCUAACCGAAGAAGCCGUCUCCCGCAAACCCUGCAACCUAAAACAAGCCGCCAAGCACCUCAAAAAACCCGGCCUCAUCUCGCUGGGCGGGGGUCUCCCCUCCGCCUCCAACUUCCCCAUCGACCACAUCAGCAUGCACGUCCCGGCGCCCCCCAGCUUCGAAAGCGGGGACUCGGCCACCGCUCAUGCGGGGAAAUACGACGUCGCGAAGGACGAGAACGGGGGCGUGUACGAUCUCGCCAUAGCGCUGAACUACGGACAAAGCGUAGGGUCUGCGCAGCUGCUAAGAUGGGUCACCGAGCACACGGAGCUGACGCACGCGCCGCCGUACGGGGACUGGAGAUGCGCGCUGACGAUCGGGAGCACGGGGGCGCUGGAGCAGGCUUUCCGGAUGCUGUGUGAUCGCCGCAGAGGCGACGCCGUGUUGACGGAGGAAUACAGCUUCUCGACCGCGCUGGAGACGGCGGCGCCGUUGGGGAUUAAAGUGUUUGGCGCGAAGAUGGACGGGGAGGGGUUAUUGCCCUCGAGCAUGGAUGAGAUUCUGGGGGGUUGGGAUGAGGCGAAGAGAGGCGCGAAACGGCCGACGGUUUUGUACACGGUGCCGUCGGGGCAGAACCCCACUGGGGCGACGCAGAGCGCGCAGAGGAGACGCGAGGUUUAUGAGGUUUGUCGGAAGUAUGAUGUUUAUAUCCUUGAGGACGAGCCGUAUUAUUACCUCCAGAUGCAGCCGUAUACCUCUACCACCCCCCACGAUCACACUAGGCCGGCUCGGGUCGAUGAGGUCCCGCCGCCUGCGACUAUAGAAGAAUUCCUCGAGGGUCUGGUUCCUAGCUUACUUAGCAUGGAUGUAGACGGACGGGUGAUGCGGAUGGAUUCGUUCAGCAAAGUCGUUGUGCCGGGGUCGCGGGUGGGCUGGAUCACGGCGAGCGAGCAGAUUGUCGAGCGGUAUAUCCGACACGCGGAGUGCUGCAGCCAGGGCCCCAGCGGGCUCUCGCAGCUUAUGAUGUACAAACUCGUGGAUGAGACCUGGGGGCACGAAGGGUACUUGAAAUGGCUCAUGCAUAUACGGCUCGAGUACACGCGUCGGCGGAAUACUAUCUUAGCCGCGUGUGAAGAGUACCUGCCUCGGGAGAUCGUGAGCUGGGUACCGCCGGCCGCCGGCAUGUUUCUCUGGCUCCAAGUGGACCACACCCAACACCCCCAAGCCGCCACAAAAUCUAUCCUCGAGAUCGAGGAAGACAUCUUCAACUCCUGCAUCGACAAAGGCGUCCUCGCCAUCCGCGGGUCCUGGUUCCGCGCGGAGCAGGACGUGCCACCAAGCGGCCUCUUCUUCCGCACAACCUACGCCGCCGCGUCCGAGGACGACAUGGCGCGUGCCAUCGAGCGGUUCGGCACCGCCGUGCGUGAGAGCUUUGGUCUCGCUUCUCAAUAGAUUUAUCCGGAACGGUAUCGGUAUCGGUCAACGGGAACUGGAAGUUUUGUCGGGGAAAAAACGGGGGUUGGGGUGGGGGAACUGGGACUCGAAGACCGGACUGGUGGUGGCUGCAUUAUUUAUCGUCCGGGAAUCGGGAUACAGCAUAGCUAGAUGAAGUCCAUUGGGAGUUGGUGUUAGCAUGUUAUCGUACAUAGCAUUUACGCCGCAGGUACCUGAGUUAACAACUAGAGACUUUUGCAUAACAUCAAUAGCUUCUUAAUAACUCAUUAGCAUAGAGUUCGAAGCAAAUUUACCUUA